Messenger RNA from Antechinus flavipes (yellow-footed antechinus), 1600 nucleotides. It is a transcript of the gene DCAF7, whose product is annotated as DDB1 and CUL4 associated factor 7. Gene Ontology annotation, molecular function: protein binding. The transcript has 7 exons. Bases 91 to 1119 code for a protein of 342 amino acids. The record is from RefSeq and is a predicted model, not a curated record. Gene Ontology annotation, cellular component: nucleus. Lineage: Eukaryota; Metazoa; Chordata; Mammalia; Dasyuromorphia; Dasyuridae.
UCCCCCUCGGGUUCCUCGGCUGGGUCCGGCCCGGCCUCUGUCCUCCGCUCCGGCUUUUCGGGCCCGGAGGGCGGCCCUGCUGCCGCCGCCAUGUCCCUGCACGGAAAGCGGAAGGAGAUCUACAAGUAUGAGGCACCGUGGACGGUCUAUGCUAUGAACUGGAGCGUGCGGCCCGACAAGCGCUUCCGUCUGGCGCUGGGCAGUUUUGUGGAGGAGUACAACAACAAGGUCCAACUUGUAGGUUUAGAUGAGGAGAGUUCCGAAUUUAUUUGCAGAAACACUUUUGACCAUCCAUACCCCACCACAAAGCUGAUGUGGAUCCCUGACACGAAGGGAGUCUACCCAGAUUUGUUGGCAACCAGUGGUGAUUAUCUCCGUGUGUGGAGGGUUGGUGAAACAGAGACCAGACUAGAAUGUUUGCUGAACAAUAACAAGAACUCUGAUUUCUGUGCUCCCUUGACCUCUUUUGACUGGAAUGAGGUAGAUCCUUAUCUCUUAGGUACCUCAAGCAUUGAUACAACCUGUACUAUCUGGGGUCUGGAGACUGGUCAGGUUCUAGGGAGAGUGAAUCUAGUAUCUGGCCAUGUGAAGACUCAGCUGAUAGCACAUGACAAAGAGGUCUAUGACAUUGCAUUUAGUCGGGCCGGGGGCGGCAGGGACAUGUUUGCUUCAGUGGGUGCAGAUGGUUCUGUGCGGAUGUUUGAUCUCCGCCACCUAGAACACAGUACCAUCAUUUAUGAAGACCCACAGCAUCACCCCCUGCUACGUCUCUGUUGGAACAAGCAGGACCCUAAUUAUCUAGCCACAAUGGCCAUGGAUGGAAUGGAGGUGGUAAUUUUGGAUGUACGAGUUCCCUGUACCCCGGUUGCCAGGUUAAACAACCACCGAGCAUGUGUAAAUGGUAUUGCCUGGGCCCCACAUUCAUCUUGCCACAUCUGUACUGCAGCGGAUGACCAUCAGGCUCUCAUCUGGGAUAUCCAGCAAAUGCCCCGAGCCAUUGAGGACCCUAUCUUAGCCUACACGGCAGAAGGUGAAAUCAACAAUGUACAGUGGGCAUCAACUCAGCCUGACUGGAUAGCCAUCUGCUACAACAACUGUCUGGAGAUACUGAGAGUUUAAUGCUGUUGGGAGUCCAUGCCGAAGAGGCAGGGGCUAUGUUUUCUGCCCCAUCCCUUUCCCCAAAGUAAGAACAAGUUUCCAGUGGCCAGUAUGUCUUUUGUUGCUUUGCAUCCACUGUUCCCAGAAGCUGCUCUAGGAAUUUCUUGCCAGUCUCCCCGUUGCCUGUGCUGGACUCAGAACACAGUGAUGUGUGGAGCCUCCUUGGCCUCUGAGGUUGGGUUUCUUCUCCCCUAUUCUCCCUUGUUUUCUCAAUUAAAAAUUUCUGUAUAUUUGUUUGUCAGCUGUUGUGUUAAUGAGCAUUAUAAGCACUAGCUGUGUUUGUGUUAAUCUACUGCAUAUAUCUGUAUCUGUCAGCUGCCUAAGGCAGCAAAUCCAGUUCACUUGUUAGCUCUUAAAUGGAAAGAAAAAUAACAAUUUUGAAGGAGUCUCUCCUUUUGUCAUUUGCUGUCUUUAAUACAUUUCAAGUUUGUAUUUUUUUUAA